CGCAUUGGAUUUCAGAUAAAAAAGUAGGUCGUUAAAACUUAAAGCCACAUUGAAGAAAAACUUAAGCAAGCGAGACUCACAGAUCCAAAAAACUAAGAACCUGUGUUUGACUUGUGUUCAUCCAAAUCAUUAAGAUGGACAAAGAAACUAAGGUAGCCACAGAAGAACCCAAGAUUGAUUUGUUCGAAGAUGAUGAUGAGUUCGAGGAGUUCGAGAUCGAUGAAGAGUGGGAUGAGAAAGAGGGAAAAGAAGCAACACAACAAUGGGAAGAUGAUUGGGAUGAUGAUGACGUCAGUGAUGACUUCUCCCUGCAAUUGAGGAGGGAACUGGAGAGCAACAACGUGAAGACUUAAAUUAAGUGAGCUUAAACUUUCAUAUGUCAUAGCAUUUCCCUUGAAUGUUUGAGGACAUAUUCUAGAAUUUUUAUUUGCUCUUUGGCUAUGUGACAUCUUGUAAUGGAACGUACAACUUUGGAAAUCUUAUGUGACAGUAUGAACAAAAAUAAAUCAAUGUCGUGAAGUUUCGCUUAUAUAAA
Messenger RNA from Daucus carota subsp. sativus, 535 nucleotides. RefSeq names its product protein DSS1 HOMOLOG ON CHROMOSOME V. Gene Ontology annotation, biological process: double-strand break repair via homologous recombination; mRNA export from nucleus; proteasome assembly. Bases 135 to 353 code for a protein of 72 amino acids. The record is from RefSeq and is a predicted model, not a curated record. The transcript has 3 exons. Gene Ontology annotation, cellular component: proteasome complex; proteasome regulatory particle, lid subcomplex. Lineage: Eukaryota; Viridiplantae; Streptophyta; Magnoliopsida; Apiales; Apiaceae.